Papilio machaon (common yellow swallowtail) is the source of this 836-nucleotide messenger RNA. Its product is annotated as protein MIS12 homolog. Lineage: Eukaryota; Metazoa; Arthropoda; Insecta; Lepidoptera; Papilionidae. Gene Ontology annotation, cellular component: chromosome, centromeric region; nucleus. The record is from RefSeq and is a predicted model, not a curated record. The transcript has a single exon. Gene Ontology annotation, biological process: mitotic cell cycle. The coding region runs from base 102 to 713 and encodes 203 amino acids.
UAAUAACUGUCAACUCGUUUGAAUAAAAAUUGUCGGAAGUACGUUAUUUGUUAUUUCUGUAAACAUUGGUUUUUAAUCAAAAAUAACCUACUGAAGCAAAAAUGAUUAAAACACAACCGUGGAUUGGUGGUACUGAAGAAGAAUACGAGACGAAACAUUUUGGUUUUGGUGCUCAAAGUCUCAAAAUAGCGGUGCGUCAAAUGGUAGAACACAAAAUCAAAAGUGGAGUGAAGGAUAUGGAGUCUUAUUUACAGGAUAAACUAGACUUGAAUGACACAGACAAAUUAACUUUAACACAUUCGUGUGAUAAGUUAAUAAAGUUAUAUUGUGAACGGGCAGGACCCUCACUGGAAGCUAUAGACAGUGAAAUAGAGAGAUUACUAAAAAUUCCACCGAAUGUUUUGUUACCUGAAGACGAAGUUCAGUUAGAACAAGUUUCGGAUGAGGAAUAUCAAAAGCUGAAGGAGGAAGUUGCUUUAUUGAGGAAGCGUGUUGAAAGAGGUGCAUCAUUGGAGGCUUUACUUAGUGCUGAGGAUGAGGAGCUCUCAUCUAUCGAAAACGUGUGUGAAAUAGCAAGAAAAGAUAUGGAGAUAUUGGAUUUGCUUCAGAAAAGCUGUAUAAAAAGUGAUGUCAAGUUAAUCAAAAAUGCAACGGAGUUCAUAUGUUCUAUGGUGCCAUUUCUAAAAAAGAGUGAUUCAAUUUUUGACGAUUAGAUUUUUAAUAAAUGUACUGAAAAAUUAUUUUAAUUGUGAAAAUAAGUAUGAUUACUUCUCUCCAUAAUGACUUUUGUAAUGGAAUUUUGGAAUAGAUGAGUAGGUGAGGAUAAAACAUUCAAA